This is a messenger RNA of Salvia miltiorrhiza (redroot sage), 3111 nucleotides long. Its product is annotated as probable transcriptional regulator SLK2. The record is from RefSeq and is a predicted model, not a curated record. Gene Ontology annotation, biological process: positive regulation of transcription by RNA polymerase II; negative regulation of transcription by RNA polymerase II. Lineage: Eukaryota; Viridiplantae; Streptophyta; Magnoliopsida; Lamiales; Lamiaceae. Gene Ontology annotation, cellular component: transcription regulator complex; nucleus. The transcript has 10 exons. Bases 351 to 2849 code for a protein of 832 amino acids.
ACACUCCCUUUUGUUUCCCGCUAGGUAACUGAGCACCGAUCACCAGCCGAGCUUGCGUGCCUUUCCCUUUUUCUUUUAUGUAAAAUUCUCUCUCUCCAUAUAUUACUACUACUAUUUUCUUCCAUUCAUGUUACUCAUCUCUUAUCGCAAUUGCAAAACAAAUCAAUUUGAGAUUCCUUGGUUGAGUGGGUCACUGCUGGGUAUUGCAAACAACUGCCGGUGAAAAAACUGACAUAUAUGACGGCCCAAUUUGGGGAUAUCUGUUUAGCUGGAUUGAACUGUUGUAAUCAUUGUGUUAGCCUCUAAUUUCUAAGUACUGGAACUGAUUACUACUUGGAUCCCUGUUGCGGAUGGUGCCUUCAAGGGUGGCUGGAGGAACAGCACAAUCUUCUUCAAGCUCGGGAAUUUUCUUUCAAGAGGAUGGACAAGGCCAGGUUCCGGGAAAUUCCCAGUUCAGUUCAAAUUUUAGGAACUCGUCAACUUCAUUACCUGGACAUGCACAGGCUCAAACAGGUCCCUUUUCUGGGGAUGUCAGCAAUACAGUCUUAAAUAGUUUGGCAAGCUCUGGCCCCAGUGUUGGGGCAAGUUCUUUGGUUACUGAUGCGAACUCAGGACUUUCAGGAGGCCCCCACCUUCAAAGAAGUGCUAGUGUUAAUACAGAAUCAUACAUGCGCUUGCCUGCCUCGCCUAUGUCAUUCUCAUCUAAUAAUAUUAGCAUUUCAGGCUCUUCUGUCAUGGAUGGAUCCUCAGUUGUACAGCAAAGCUCCAAUCAAGAUCCUGGUUCACAGCACACCCAGCAGAAUCAGCAGCAUCAUGGAGUUUCCAGUGCCACGUCUUUGCCACGCAUGGGGCAAGUUCAAUUUCAUGGGGGUGCAAGAGUGCACAAUUCUUUAGCCCAGGACCAAACUACAAUGUCUCAGCUACAGAAAAAACCCCGUUUGGAUAUCAAGCAGGAGGAUGUUGUACAACAGCAGGUUUUGCAACAGCUAUUGCAGAGACAAGAUUCCAUGCAUUUACAGAACUCUAAUCCUCAAUUGCAAGCUUUGAUCCAGCAACAGAGACUAAGGCAGCAAGAGCAACAGAUUCUCCAGGCUAUGCCGCCACUGCAGCGGGUUCAGCUAUUACAGCAACAGCAGCAGUUGCAAUUAAGACAGCAGCUUCAAAUGCAAGGAAUGCCAUCUGCAAUUGCAGUUAAACGGCCUUACGAUGGUGGUGUAUGCUCGCGUCGUUUAAUGCAAUAUUUGUAUCACCAGAGACAACGUCCUGCAGACAAUACUAUUGCCUAUUGGAGAAAAUUUGUGGCUGAGUAUUACUCUCCACGUGCGAAGAAGAGAUGGUGCCUAUCCCUGUAUAAUAAUGUUGGGCACCAUUCACUCGGGGUGUUUCCUCAGGCGGCAAUGGAUGCAUGGCAGUGUGACAUUUGUGGCUCAAAAUCUGGAAGGGGGUUUGAGGCAACUUUUGAAGUGCUCCCUAGACUCAAUGAGAUCAAAUUUGCCAGUGGUGUAAUCGACGAGCUUCUGUUUCUGGACUUGCCUCGUGAGAGUAGAUUCCCUUCAGGAAUAAUGAUGCUGGAGUAUGCGAAGGCAGUUCAAGAAAGUGUAUACGAGCAACUUCGCGUGGUUCGUGAGGGUCAUCUUCGCAUCUUUUUCACUCCUGAUUUGAAGAUUCUGUCUUGGGAGUUUUGUGCCCGGCAUCAUGAAGAACUUCUUCCUCGUCGAUUUGUUGCGCCCCAGGUUAAUCAAUUGCUACAAGUCGCCCAGAAAUGUCAGAGCACGAUAUCUGAGAGUGGUGCUGACGGUGUUUCUCAGCCAGAUUUACAGGCAAACAGUGCCAUGGUCUUAACAGCUGGACGCCAACUUGCUAGGAGUUUGGAGUUACAGUCACUAAAUGAUCUCGGCUUCUCCAAGAGAUAUGUCCGGUGCCUACAGAUAGCUGAUGUUGUUAAUAGCAUGAAAGAUUUGAUGGAUUUCUGCAGAGAUCAAAAGAAAGGUCCUAUAGAGGGCUUGAACAGUUUUCCCAGAUGUUCUGCUGUGCCCCGGGUCCAGAUGCAAGAAACGGAUCAGAUGGGAGGACUUCAGGGCCUUCCAACUGAUCGCAACGCACUCAACAAGCUCAUGGCUUUGCAUCCUGGGCUCAAUAGCCAACAUGCAGGGAGUCGAGGAGGAGGUUUGACUGGAUCAGCACAUAGUGGUUUUGCAAUGAAUAACUACCAAAAUUUUCUGAUGAGACAGAACUCAAUGAACUCAAAUAACAGCGUAAAUCAGCAUGAUGGAUCUUCUCCUUUCAAUACUUGCAGCCAGCCUCUGCCCACAACUCCAGGGUCUUCAGGUGCUUUGCCAGGAAUGUUUCAGAAUCCGCAGAUGAGCAGCUUUUCUGGUAGCCAAGCACCACAGCAACAGCAAAAUGGCCUAAUAAAGCAAAGUCAACCUCUGCUCUCACAAAACAACCAAACAUUACAACAUCAGAUGAUUCAGCAGUUUCUACAUGACAUGAGCAAAAAGAAUAAUGGGGGAGCAGUCAUGCAGCAGACAUACUCCAUUCAAAAUCCAGGCAAUUGUAUAUCUGCAGGUGGGCUUGGCAAUGGCAUCAGAAAUUCUCCACCAACAUCCGCAGCUGGGAAUGCUCAAGCGCAGCCACCAAGCAGAAGCAAUAGUUUUAAAGCUGCUUCGUUCAAGACUGAAUCUCCGGCAUCUGUUGGUCAUAUGGGAUAUGGCCAGAAAUCAUCAUAUUAUCCGGAGACCCUUCAUACUUCUGAUGAGAUGGUUCCGGACAUUGCCCACCAAUUCAUCGAAAAUGGGUUCUUUAACAAUGAUCUCGAUGAAAGCAUGAACUUCAGCUGGAAGGGGUAACUAAUUUGUGUUAAUUUCAUAUAUAUUUACAUUCUGAGAGAGUGAAACAUUAAGAAUGUGUUUGUAUAGGCUGGUUUUACUUAGGUUGUGUCGUUCCUUUUCGUUUUUACUUUUUUGUUUUGAAUGUUCCUCAAUCCGAGGUGUUUAUUUAGCUUAUGAUUUUCUGACAACGCCUCUGGCACCGUUGAUACCAAUCGGUAUCAUUUUAAUGUUGGUUUAAGAAUCUCCACCUGCGUCUGCAUCUGCGUGGAGAGAGGAAUUA